Rodentolepis nana is the source of this 1002-nucleotide messenger RNA. Lineage: Eukaryota; Metazoa; Platyhelminthes; Cestoda; Cyclophyllidea; Hymenolepididae. The record is from the annotation of a GenBank genome assembly.
AUGUCGAUAAGUGACAACUUUCCUAAUCUAUGCAAAGCAUUGAUGGAAGGAACCCCCUCCUCUCUUCCAGAUGACCAUCGAGCUAGUGGAUCGAGCACCCAAACGAGCUCUCCGGAUUCCCAUUCAUAUAUCUCUUCAUCUAAUGGAUCAAAUGCAGAUUCAAAUAAAGGACUCCUGCGAGUGGAGAAUUUCAAAUCAGCAGGAAAUCUAGCUGAAAAUCGAGGCCAUGGUCAUGAGCGCGGAAUGCAAUGGACGUCUUUAAAUCCGCAGCCAACACCAUCACUACCACCACAUUCUACCCCCUUUUAUUCUUCUGGCAACUUGAAUCAGGGAGUGGAGGGAGAGAGGAAUUGCGAGUCCACACGAAGUGGAGACGGAACUCAAACGAAUGGAAGCCUCCUACUAAUUCAAAGCCUUCAACCCAAUUCACUGCCAUUUUCUACUUCUACUACUACUACUUCUACUACUACUACUACUGAUAAUAAUAAUAAUAAUAAUAAUAAUAAUUCUUCGCCAUCGCCUCCUAAUCAUCUUGCAAACGGUAGUUCUAUCAAGGAGUCUGCAGCAGUGUCAAAUUAUAGUUCAGCAAAACAUGUGAACCUACCUCCUGCUCCAUCUCGUUCAUCUUGGUACAGAUGCGAUCCGCCUCAGUACUUGUCCCAGCCUCCGUCUGCUCCAAGAGCCAAUUUGCCUGAAGACAUGCGGCGAAUGCCACAUUUUGUCCAAUUGUCACCUGCGGAAAUUUCUACCUUUCUGACAAUUGAGUCAAUGGCCAUUUUUCUCGCAACCAUGUUUCCUCAGUUUUCGGCCUUCGCACCUGACUCUCCUUUCGCACAGCCCACGCCUCAUUACACUUCACCAGAACAAACUACUCCCCUAGAUGUGAGUAUUCGACCACCUCAGUCUCCACCUGGAGAAAAUGGAUGUCAGCCUACCUCUCUCUCUUACACGAGACCUCCAAUUUGCCCGUCUACGAAUCAAUAUGCUAAAUAUUUGAAUUAA